AUGGCUGGCCGAGAUCAGGGAAUUCCCUUGGCACACGGAUGCAACUUUGCGACAAUGCGCAUGUCUUCGUCUCUUCGGAUGACAUACAACGCUCUCACUCUCCUUGCCGCGGAAAUUGGAGAGAUGACGACCAAGUCUCCUGAGGAGAAAGUUCUGGCAAUGUACAUUACCGCUUACGAGAAAAACAUCGAGCUGCUCCUGAAACCACCGACCGGCAAGAACCUGGCGCAACAGUUCGAGUUCACCACAGCCUGCGGUGUCUCGAAAAGGCUCCGAGGCGACGAUUUCUGGACAUCGCCAGAUGGCGAUUCGUACACAACCAUUAUCGCGGUCUUUGACGCUGCGUUUGCGUCCACCAACAAGGACAUGAUGAUGGCAUCAGCAUCCAUGGUGCAUUCCUUACGGACCCAACUUUCCGAGGAUACUCCUCUGAAGCGCUUUUCUCUGAUUACGCUCUCAGAUAGCGGCAUUCAGUUCUUCCCGGACACCGCGCAUUUGAGCCGGGCGUUCGGCUCCAACACGAUGGUGACAGAACACACUCUAAAGGACGAGCAUCCUCCACGGGUGUUGUUUCAAGAUUCGCGCUGCUCCUUUCCAGAGGUCACCGAAAACAUAUUUGAAAGUUUGUAUUUGGAAGCUGACAGUCCGCAGCGGGAAGUGACCACAGCAUCGAGACUGGUCGUGUUCACAACAGCGGCCAAGAAUGCGGGCCCGUUGAAGAAGAUGUUGCUUACACGUCUCUCCUCGCCAGAUUUUAGGUCGGCCGGCACACUUCGUACGUGGAUCGUCACAGCAAAUAACGUCACAGAUCUGCUACCCAGCUUGGCACAGGACCUGAAACAUAUACCGAACCUGAAAGCGGUAGUUUUUGUCACGCCAGAGGUCCGCUUCUUGCGUCCACUCAAGCACUUUUACAAACACUUUGCCUUUGCGAGCGAAUCCAAGUUUGUAUUCAAUCGCAGGUUGCAAACAACCGUGGAGGACUUGGUCCCUGUCUCCCAGGUGGAAGCUCAGUCGUUCGCAUCCGUCGCUCAUUUUGGGACAGGUCCGGCCAAAAUCACGCUGCUGCGUCGUGAAGACGCGGAACCGCUCGCCAUAUUUCCCCGAACGGAGUCACUUGCAUGGCUCGUUGAGCCCAUGGAGACCUUGCUGUUGUUGAUUGAUGCCCACACUGGCGUGGCUGUCAAGGACUUUCUGGCCGUCAUGUCGCAUGCUCGCCAGUGUGAGGUGUUUCUCGUCGAUGAGAUGCUGUAUCGACUAACCCACCGGCAGUUGCUUCUGAAGGACGACGACAAAAUAAGCCAAGAUGGCGCUUACAGCCUGUUGGAUCCCUCAAUGCCCGCGCGAUUGUCUGGUACAGGCAAGUUGACAGAUGCUUGCCUCCUGUUCGAGAUGACAAAGCUCGCCAAAGAAGAAGGCGUAUCCAUGGCCGCAUUGCAGACACUAGCUGCCUGUAGAAGUGUCAUGCUGGUGACGGUGGAUUGGAUCCUGAAACACGUGAACUGGAACAGCGUGGCCAUAUCAGAGGUUCACAAAGCGUGUAUCGGCCCUGGUGCGCAAAUGAGCCAAAAGGGGCCCAUGUGGCUUGCCAUGGGUUUGGUUGCCAGGGCCUUGCGAGAGUGGGAUGGCACCGAUCAACCGGCCACAUUCAACGUAGGAUCCGAAGACAAGGUGACCGUCAUCAAGCUACGUAGAACCUUGUUGGACAAGUUCAAGCACGAGAUGGCCAAAACGGGCUCCAUUGUGGGAAUUCCAACCGAGGACAGCGAAUCUUGGGCCUCCGCCGUUCUAUCGAGCAACGACAUUCGACUUGUUGAGAAAGUCGGUGUCAAGUGCCACAUUGACCAACUCUAUGUCGUACGGAAUCCGGAAGCAGACAAUGUCAUUUCGAUCCUGGAGACGACCUGCUUACCACUCGAUUCCGGUUUACUCAACAACACCCUGUGGUGUCUGGUCCAAAGCCCCCCGAGGGUAAAGACGGGCCCAGAUUGCCAGCUGAGUGCAGCGGUCAGCGUCGCGCUGAGUGAGUUUGGCGAGCCGGAUGCCAACGACGAUAUGGAAACCGUUGUCAAAGCGGUCAAUCACUGGUGUUUGUACAGGUCCGACAAAACGCAGUAG
Molecule: messenger RNA, 2118 nt
Organism: Neurospora hispaniola
Lineage: Eukaryota; Fungi; Ascomycota; Sordariomycetes; Sordariales; Sordariaceae
Exons: 1
Coding region: 1-2118 (705 amino acids)
Source: RefSeq, a predicted model, not a curated record